Molecule: messenger RNA, 1548 nt
Organism: Silurus meridionalis
Lineage: Eukaryota; Metazoa; Chordata; Actinopteri; Siluriformes; Siluridae
Product: keratin, type I cytoskeletal 50 kDa-like
Exons: 7
Coding region: 90-1466 (458 amino acids)
Molecular function (GO): structural molecule activity
Source: RefSeq, a predicted model, not a curated record
UCUUCAUCCUCCUCACUCACUCAUCACUCGUUCUCUCUCGAGUUUGUUGCUGAGUUUGAGGCCAUCCCUGCAUCACCAUCACAUCUGUCAUGUCUCGCACCAGUUUCUCCUCCAGUGGAUCCAUGCGUUCCAUGGGCGGUGGUGGUGGUGGCUAUGCGAGUGGUGGUAGAGCCAUGAGCGUUUAUGGAGGAGCUGGUCAACAUGGUGUACGGGUCUCCAGUGGCCCAGUGCUCCUCGGCUCUGCAGCUGGAGGUGGCUAUGGUGCAGGUGGUGGCUUCAGUGUAGGUGGAGGUUUUGGUGCAGGCGGUGGGGGCUUUGGUGCAGGCAGUGGCUUUGGUGCAGGCAGUGGCUUUGGUUUUGGCUCCGGAGGAGCUGGAGGUGGUUUCAACCUCGGUGAUGCUGUUGAUGUCUCAGCCAAUGAGAAGCUGACAAUGCAGAACCUGAAUGAGCGUCUGGCAUCCUACCUGGAGAAGGUGCGCUCAUUGGAGAAGGCCAACGCUGAUCUGGAAAUCAAGAUUCGGCAGUUCCUAGAGGGCAAGACCUCACCUGCAGCCCGAGACUACUCUGCCUACUUUGCCACCAUCAGUGACCUCCAGGGCAAGAUCCAGGAUGCCAUACUCAUCAAUGGAGGCAUUUACCUCAACAUCGACAACGCCAAGCUCGCCGCCGACGACUUCAGAGUCAAGUAUGAGAACGAGUUGGCGAUGAGGCAGUCGGUGGAGGCCGACAUCGCCGGGUUGAGGAGAGUCCUGGACGAGCUGACGUUGGCUAGAUCUGAUCUGGAGAUGCAGAUUGAGAGUCUAAAGGAGGAGUUAGUCUACCUCAAGAAGAAUCAUGAGGAGGACCUCAUUGCUGCAAGGUCUCAGAUGAGUGGUCAAGUCCAUGUGGAAGUUGAUGCCAAACCACAGGAAGAUCUCAACAAAAUCUUGGCUGAAAUCCGUGAGCACUAUGAAGCUGCCGCCGCUAAAAGCCGCCGAGAGCUUGAAUCUUGGUUCCAGAACAAAAGUGAGGCGCUGACCAAAGAAGUCACUGUCAACACGGAAACACUGCAGAGCAACAAAUCGGAACUGACUGAGGUGAAACGCACACUGCAGGGGCUGGAGAUCGAGCUGCAGUCACAACUCAGCAUGAAAGCAUCGCUGGAAAACACGCUAGCAGACACACAGGCACGCUAUGCCGCCAAACUUGGAGGCUACCAGCAGCAGGUAACAAGUAUGGAGGGGCAGCUGGUGCAGCUUCGUGCUGAUCUGGAGCGUCAGUCUCAGGAGUAUCAGAUGCUGUUGGACAUCAAGACCAGACUGGAGAUAGAGAUCGCUGAGUACAGGAGACUGCUGGACGGAGAAGCUAGUGGAAGCGCCUCCAGCUCCAGCUCCAGCUCCACGCGUAAAGUGGUGAUAGUGGAGGAGGAGACGGUGAAUGGCAAAGUGGUCAGCUCCACCUCCAAAUCCAUCACAGAGAAACAUUGAGGAAACAUCACAAAUAAUUUGAACAUGAGCAAAAAUCAUGAAUUAUAACAACAAACAUCAAUAAAGUGUUCAAACAUUUAAA